Messenger RNA from Adineta ricciae, 1041 nucleotides. The record is from the annotation of a GenBank genome assembly. Lineage: Eukaryota; Metazoa; Rotifera; Eurotatoria; Adinetida; Adinetidae.
AUGCCACCAUCAAUUAAUGAUUUUAUUCAAUAUGGUCAAUAUGUGAAUCAAAUAGCGGGCAUCUUCUUUUGGUUUUUCGGUGUCUUUGGAUCUUUAGCAAUUCUUAUUAUAUUUUCAUCAAAGAAAGAACUUCGUCGUUCUCCUUCGAGUCAAUAUAUUCUUGUUGCAGCAACCUGUGAUUUUAUCUUUUUGGGCAUUGCACUUGGUUAUCGAAUAAUGACUGAUGGCUUUUCAGUUCGAGGAAAUAUUGCUUUAUUCUUUUUCAAUCCAGCUGUCUGUAAAAUUCGAAAUUACAUUACGGGUGUAACUAAUUUUGCUACUUUAUAUACAAAAUGUCUUUGUACUAUUGAUCAAUGGGCAUCAACCUCUCGAUCAAAUCGAGUUCGUCAAUUUAAUUCAGUUAAAUGGGCUCGAAUAUUUCUUAUUAUAAAUACACUUAUAUGGUCACUCAUGCAAAUACCCCAGUUGAUUUAUAAUGAUAUUAUCACGAGUUCGUCUGGUAUUAUGUCUUGUGUUGGCACAUCGAAAGCUCUUGUUUAUGCGUUUUCCUAUUUUCUCCUGCCAGUGCUUUAUUUUUUUCUACCUCUUAUUCUAUUAACUACAUUUGGUUACCUCACUUAUACCCAUCUUAAACAAAUAAGUGAAAGAUCUUUAAAACAAAGUCGUUUUCAACGUAUCGAACGACAAUUGACAUCAUUAAUUAUUGCUCAAACAUUAGUUUGUAUUGUCACUUCAUUACCCUACGGUGUUCAAUAUUUAUAUACAGGUAUCACACUUACUCAAACAAAAGAUUCUUAUCGUUUGGCAGUCGAAGCAUUUAUUCAACAUGUUGUUCGACUUAAUUUGUAUGCAAGUAGCGCUGCUCCAUUUUAUGUUUACAUUUGUUUAUCGACAGAGAUACGACGAAUGGCUAUACAAAUAUUAUUUUGUAAAUUGUUCAAAGGUAAUCAAAUUGGUUUUUCGCAAACAUUAGAUAAAACAAUUGAUCAAGCAGCACCAACCGUAAAUCAUCAAAUGAAAACAAUAAGCGAAGGAAAAUGA